AUGGACAGUGUCAGGACAAAAUCAGGAUACAAACAAGACAUCCAAAAACUUCAAAGUCCACAAUUUGCAACUUUACCACAAUCUCCAGCAAUCGCAAAUCUGCCAAAAUUUGAAAACUCUGAUUUUCCCAAAGAUCCAAAUCCUCAAUCCAUCCGUGAGAAUGUGCGCAAAGCUCCGACCCAUUUCGAAAACGAAAUCCUACAAGAAAUUGAAAGACAACAGAUGGAAGAUGAAUUUGAAAUGGAAUACAUGACCACAACGCAAGCACCAAAAAAGAAAACUCACCCUGAUAUUGUCACGACUUUCCGUAACCCAGCGCACGGCUACAAGUGCCAGAGAGACGAGACGCUGUCCUACUUCUUGGUGUACGGCAGCCGGCUUUCAACGAAAAUGUUACCACAAAGAUUGAAUGGCGUGGAUCAGAGCAGUUGCUUGAUGUAUUGUAGCCAAAAUAUUAAUGCCAUCGGUCAAAAUAUUCCAUGUUAUUCUUUGAAUUAUGAACCAACUAACGAAAUUUGCGAGAUGUAUGGAAAACAAGAACGUAAUGAAAGCGAUUCUGCAGUCUUGGCUAUUGAUGAUGAGCACACUUUUGGAGACAAAUUCUGUAUAAAGACGAAAAACCAUUGUGAUGCUGAAACUUUAUAUUCGGUUCACUUGUACAAAAAACUCACGAAGAACAUUAUUGGAAAAGUUCCAGGGCUAGAUUCCCAAAUUCAAUGUUUAAAGGAAUGUAUUGAGAAUCGGGAGUGCAAGGCAGUCACAUACAAAAAAGGAAUGUGCGUACUUCACUCCAUUAGUCCGACAGAAGACGAAACUUUACUCCAAGAUGGAAAUGGAAAAACCGUGGUGAUUGUAAACGGGUGUCACGUGUCAAAUCGCGUUGAAACCGAGAACACUAAGAGUGUCGACGAUAACAAAGAAUCCGAAUCGGAAUGGCAGGAAUGGAGUUUAUGCCAAUAUGGCGUGAAGGGACGAAAGAUGAGAGUUCGUCAGAGAGAAUGCGAUGAUUGUGAAGAAGAUAUGCAAGUGGAGGAAUGUUAA
Molecule: messenger RNA, 1041 nt
Organism: Caenorhabditis briggsae
Lineage: Eukaryota; Metazoa; Nematoda; Chromadorea; Rhabditida; Rhabditidae
Exons: 8
Coding region: 1-1041 (346 amino acids)
Source: RefSeq, a predicted model, not a curated record